GUCAAACUUUUUUUUAUCAUGUUUUACCAUGGUUGACUGAGGUUUGCGGAAAGCUCAGAAGAUGGAGGACUGCAUAGAUAUAUGUGUCAUCAAGGUGAAAUCACCAUCGGACUUCCUUAUAAGAGAGGUGGCGUCCCUUGGAAUGUCAGAUGAGGCCAAGGGUUUCCAUAGGCUUAUUGAAGAGCUUAACAAGUACUUUGAGAAUGAUCAAAUCAUCAAACAAGCUUUUACUCCUCAGAAAGGACAGGUGUAUGCUGGUAGAAGACCACAGGAUACUAAUUGGUACAGGGUUAGAGUGGAAACGUAUCUUGAUAGACGCAGUGGUCUUCAUGCCAGUUGUUUUCUUCUGGAUGAUGGAAAAAUAGAAACAAUAAUCCUAUACAAAGCCUGGCUUGGCACUCAUCACUGA
Messenger RNA from Liolophura sinensis, 409 nucleotides. RefSeq lists its product as uncharacterized. Bases 62 to 409 code for a protein of 115 amino acids. The transcript is spliced from 6 exons. NCBI's taxonomy places the organism in Eukaryota, Metazoa, Mollusca, Polyplacophora, Chitonida, Chitonidae. The record is from RefSeq and is a predicted model, not a curated record.